AAACAGGUGCCAGCUCAUUUUUGCUUCACUUCCUCUCAGAAUGCAAAGUGGUGAAGGCAGUUGGCAGCAGUUACAGCAGCUCUGAAACCAGUAACUGUCAGGCGCCCCCCCACCCACCCAUCUGUACAGGCCAAGCCUGAGCCAACUCUGAGUCUACAUCAGCCCCCAGACGCACAAAUGCAGCCCACCUAAGGAAAUCUACCAAGAAUGAAUCAUCCACCAAAAUGCACCUGCCUCUCGUUUCUCUGUUCUCACACGCAUCAAAAGUUUAGCGUUUGCUUUCUGAGAGUGUCACAUUGUAACUUGUGAAAGUUUGCGUUGUGGCUUUGGUGUAAAUAUUUAUUUUUGAUUGAUUUUGUUUUGAUGUCCUGUCAAUAAAACAAACAAAGGGCGUAUUGACGUGUUGACUUUGUCCACAAGGAAAUAGCAACUAAGAGUGUAAUAGCAGAAGUGUCAAAAGAAAAUUCUUGUAAACCACACCCCUACGCUCACAGGAAGCCCUCUGUGUGUCUGUGUGUGUGCGUGUGCGCUAAAAUCCCCAGAACAGCAGACACAGAGACGGGCGACACACAUGCAACGAGUGAUAGAUAAGAAAUCAAAACAGGAAAGAGUACGAGUGAAGACAAAAGUUAAUGGAUAUGAAAGAUAGAUAGAGCGGUAGAAUGAAAGAGAGAGGCAGAGAGAGAGAAAGAGGCGGGACGCUGAAAUUAAAGAGUGUUAGAGGAGGAGAAAGGAGGAUGGAGUUUUUCGUCUGAUGCCCCGGUCUUAUCUGCUUUUUGUUUCUCCAGCAUCUUUAACGACAGAGGUGAGAGGAUGAUUAUUAAUUGCUAAUAAUGUUCAGAAGUGUUCGGAGAAAGUAGCGAGUGUGUGGGGGUUUGUGUGUGGAUGCUUUCUAUGUGGAGUCAUUGCUCAUGGGGGACCUUGUCUGUUUCUCCAGUGUGUGGAAUGCCUGUUAUGUUGAAGUGUGUGUGUGUGUGUGUGUGUGUGGGCCAGUAUUGGGGUGUCUGGUCUUUAUGUGUCAGAGUAAGUGGACUUCCUGGAGAUCACAGCAUAUUUUCUUGUGUAUUUGAACAGGGCACACACACGUGGAGGGACCCCGAUGCUCACCGGCAGCGUUUUUGGUUCUGAAACACGAGGUCAGAUCUUCGGAAAGCUGCUUACACGCCAGCAGCCCACAGACGGAGGUGAAUCACAGCAGAUGAGAUUAUGUGUUUCCACUGGCAAGACCUGAUGAAAACUACUGAGUCCUAAGACCACCAGACUUUUUGGGGAUCGCAGAGAAGCCUGGAGGACACAUCAGCGCUGGACAAAAACUUAAAACAAAAGACAUUCUUCCUCUGUCUGACAUGCCGCACAGAGUACCAGCUGCACGGGCCGCAGCAUGAUGUAACCGGCGGCAUGGACGCUCAAACCAACCCGUCACCGGACUACAAGCAGCUCUGCUGAUACAAGCUUCCUGCUGGUUUGCAAGGCAGCUCAUCUUAACACUGACAUGAAUGUCAGUUCUCCUAAUAUGAACUGCUCCAAUACCAGUGAGAUAAUAGACUACCAGCACCAUUUGUAUGCCGUGGUGUACAGUGUGAUCUUAGCACCGGGCCUGCUGGGUAACGUGCUGGCGCUGUGGGUGUUCAGGGCCUACAUCAGAGAGACCAAGAAAGCCGUGGUGUUCAUGAUGAACCUGGCUGUGGCCGACCUACUGCAGGUGCUCUCUCUGCCUCUGCGGAUCUACUACUACCUGAAUAACUCCUGGCCCUUUGGGUAUUUCUCCUGCAUGUUCUGCUUCUAUCUCAAGUACGUCAACAUGUAUGCCUCCAUCUACUUCCUGGUUUUCGUCAGCAUACGUCGCUGUGGGCUCAUCAUGCGUCCGCUGUUGUACAACUCGGGUCGACAAAAAGGAGACGUGUUAAUAUGUGGGAUCAUCUGGCUGAUCAUCUGUACUGUCUGCCUCGGAUUCCCUCUGCUCAGACACGAUCCUUCCUUGCCCGAAAGGAACGACACAAAUAAGUGUUUCACGGAGCUGCCUCUGCGGAAGGAUAUCGGUCCCUCGGCAAUGUGGGCCCUCUUGAUUUUACUAGAGCUGUUUGGCUUCUUCGUCCCUCUCGUUUUGGUGCUAGGCUGCACGUGCAUGACCAUUUGGAGCCUUCGGGAAAAUAAAGCAAAUGCUAUUUCUGACAGAGGGGAGAAAAAGAGAGCGCUGAGGAUGAUACUAAGCUGUGCUGUAGUCUUCUUAGUGUGCUUUGUACCGUACCACGCCACGAUGCCUCUCGACCUUAUGGUCAAAGCUAAGAAAGUUACCAGCUGUGACUUUCAGAAACUGGUUCUUCGAAGUCACCCGGUCACACUCUGCCUGGCCAGCCUGAACUGCAGCCUGGACCCUAUCAUGUACUAUUUCACUACUGAUGAAUUCUGGAGGCGACUGAGCAAGCCAGAGAUACCGGAGAGCAUACAUCUCAGCCGGCGUCUGUCCUGUAUAACCGGAGAACAGGACGAAGAGGAGGACUAAACUGCUGGUGGCGACAGCCUCCCCGCAACCACUAACCGAGACUGAAGACUAUGCAAACUUCAACUUCCUGCAAACUAUGGAAAUAACAUUUAUGCUGAAACGGGAAUGUGAAAAUAUGGGAGUUUUAAAAUGUUAUUUUUUUAAACCUAUUUAUUUCUCAAUAAAUGUU
Molecule: messenger RNA, 2672 nt
Organism: Pelmatolapia mariae (spotted tilapia)
Lineage: Eukaryota; Metazoa; Chordata; Actinopteri; Cichliformes; Cichlidae
Gene: gpr174
Product: G protein-coupled receptor 174
Exons: 3
Coding region: 1493-2503 (336 amino acids)
Biological process (GO): phospholipase C-activating G protein-coupled receptor signaling pathway; positive regulation of Rho protein signal transduction
Cellular component (GO): plasma membrane
Molecular function (GO): G protein-coupled receptor activity
Source: RefSeq, a predicted model, not a curated record